AUUUACAAAUAUGUCAAAAUUCGACAUAAUUGUCACGACAAUCCCACAAUUGUGGUGACGUAAUAAUUUGACUGUGGUUUUUUGACAUAUGUCGAGUUUUAUUAAACGCUUUUUUAAAUGACAAAUAUGUCACGUUUUCACGGUCGAUUUUUGACAUAAUUGUUACCUUUAUAAAACAGCCUAAGCGCGACAAUUCUACAAUUUUGUCAUUUUUUGACAGAUAUGUCGAAUUGUCAGCUUUAUAAAACAGGGCCAAGGUCCAACUUGACCGACUUCAGAUUUUUAAUCUGUUACUACCUACUGCUGUCGUGAAGAGCGUUUGACAUUGCUUGCUUAUUUUAUUGAAUUUGUGAAAAAAUAGACGAUUUGAGCUAUAGGAUUAGUUUGAAAAAAAGAAAAUAUCUUCAGGGUUGUUCCUUGUUAUUGUUAUUCAGGCAGUGGUAAAUAUACCAAAGUUAUAAAAUAAAAAUUAAGAAAAAUAAAUAGCUCAUAAAAAUAAAAUGAAUUUGUUAUAAAGAGAUUGCUCAAGUUAGAAGUUAGUGUAGUUUCGUGUUACGGGGUCACACGGAGGAGUGAUGUGUGAUCGGUACCCGGGAUACCUUUUUGGGGGCACCCCAGUCAGUAGCUGGGACAGGAGCUUUAAUACAAUGGAAAAUCAAAUCCAACACCAGUACAGUCGUCGCGUGGGCGGGACUCGUUGUUGGGGCAGCAUGUCUGAGGGCGGAGUCGCCGGCGCGGGGGACACCUGCAAGACCAACCUCAUCGUCAAUUACCUCCCUCAGACCAUGACGGAGAAGGAUCUCUACGCCAUGUUCAUGACGAUCGGACCCAUUGAGAGCUGUCGCGUUAUGAAGGACUUCAAGACUGGCUACAGUUACGGGUUUGGUUUCGUGAAUUUCACCCGCGAAGAGGACGCGGCGCGUGCCAUCGACACCUUUAAUGGCUACCAGCUUAGGAAUAAACGGUUAAAGGUUUCCUACGCGCGGCCGUCAGGCGAUGAUAUUAAGGACACGAACUUAUACGUGACUAACCUGCCUCGCGCCAUCACAGAGGAACAGCUGGAGACGAUAUUCGGCAAGUACGGCCGGAUAGUGCAGAAACACAUCCUGCGUGACAAGAGCAACGGCACGCCCCGCGGCGUCGCCUUCGUGAGAUUCGACAAAAGGGAAGAGGCGCAAGAGGCGAUAGCGGCGCUAAACAACGUGAUACCAGAGGGCGGCACUGAGCCACUCAGCGUCAAGGUGGCCGAGGAACAUGGGAAGCAGAAAGCUGCGUACUACGCAGGUUGGGCGGCGGGGUUUCAUCAUAAUCGAGGAGACUUCGCGUGGAGUUGUGGGACCUGCAUGAUGGAUCCGUGGGACAAGCUCCCACCGCUGGGCGGCAGUUACCCUUCCACGCCCCGGAACGGCUGUCGACCUGGCGCCUGCGCAAAUACGAGGAUCUAUCCUAAUUAUAUGCCGGGUAAAGGCACCCCUAGAUCGAGUAGGGGCAGGAACCUCCCCUGGGCCCCUGGAUUUGGGGCCGAAGAGAGGUACAAAGGACAAAGGUGCAGAAACGGCCCCUCACCGUACUGGUGAAACGUUAAUACAAGCGUAAAUGCUUUAUACACUUGUUGAGAUUAUAAAAAGGACCCGAAUAAAAUGGCUCCAGGAUUGGCCUUAAUGGGGCUAAGUUUUACUAAUCAUUGCACAUGAGCCUUAGCCAAUUUCAAUUUCUCUAUUUGUAUAUUUGUUAAGUUUUGUACAGAGGAAUUGUUCCAGUACUAAUGAAAUAUGAACUAGUAUAUUUUUGUACAGAGCAACAUUUGAUUUUGUACCGAGUCGUGGUACUGUAGGGUCUGUAGGAAGUUUGAGGAGUAUUAAGGAGAAGCGCUUAAACUGGUACUAUGAUACAAUAGUACAACGGCGUAUGACGAUAGGUUGGCAGGUUACCAGCGUGUCCGUAGACAGUAAGGGUUGUACCAGAUCUAGUCUCAUUGCAUAGCACUUUCCUAUGCUUCUAUCCUUUUCUAUCAAUGAGAACUUUAAUUUGCUAUAGGGAGGUAUACAGCGGGAACUGUAAUACGAUAGCAAAUGUAUCCGCGCGCGGCAGCAAAGGCGAAACAAAUCAUCCAUGCUUCUAGAUUAUGGUUCAACCCUAAUCUUUAAAGUUUUUUAAGAUGCUCAGGGCAUAACAACGGAACGCAUUGUAUGUUUUGUUUUACUUUACUCCCAGUCUAGUAUAGAAGUAACAAAUCACGGACCUUAAAGCCUCGUAUGUACUAGGCAACAAUUAACGCGCAACACGUAACGCUCAACAUGUACAGCAACGUUGCGCAACAGCGCGCGACGUUGCCAGCUGUAGCGCAACAUGUCGCGCGGAUUGUUUUUGUUUAGAGAUCAUCGUUAGUUGGGCGUCAAUUGUUGCCGAGUGGAGACGUGACGCGCAACAACACUAGUUCCUCUGGCGACAUGCUGUCGACGACGGAGGUGAAGUAGAUGCGUAGACAGACAAAGUUGUUAAACAAAAGUUCCGCGCAUACAUUCAACAUGAUAAGCAACAGAUUGUGCAACAUGUUGCGCGCCUAAUGUUGCCAUGUAGAAACGCGGCUUAACCAAGUUGCAAACGACUGUGACAAUCAAACUUACUAUUGUCAUAACCGUUUGCUAAGGCCCUAGUGCAUUUGCUAAUCCGGAUCUAUGACUGUAGGAUGCAAUUGUGACUGUAAGUCAGUGCUAAUGGGUAGGAAGGGCAUGCAAAUUUGAUCUCAAAUAUUUUUUGUAAAUAGUAUCAGUAGUAUUUUAGUUCGUCAACCAUUGUAAAAGGUAAAUAAUUAAAUGAAGUUCGGCGAAUGUAAUUGGUAGACUAAUGAUAGUUCUGAAGACUAGGCGCCUUAGCCAAGUUGCAAACGAUUACGAUAAGCGACGGAGUCUCUUCUUUUAGUCCUAUUAUACCCUGCUAGAAGAAAUUCAAAGGUGGGGAUGUAGGUCGAAUGAUAGAUUUCCGCACCUUCCAAAGCGAAAGAGUUGUCGAAUAAAAUGUAUGGGGUUGAUAUUUCCCUUUACUCUGACCUUCAUUAUGCGCACUACUAGGGAGUGGAAUUCUUUGCCGUCUUCUGUAUUUCCGAAUGCAUAUAAACUUCUGGUCGAGCUCGUUCUAUCUUAGGCCUCGUCAAUGCCUUCGGGCAAGUCUGGGGCCUAGAGCAAACCCAUCAAAGGUAAAAAGAAGUCUGUCGUUUUUCGUAUUCAUUUGCAAUUUGGCUAAGGCCCUAAAUCUCAAGGUAGAGUCAGGUAUAUUUAGGAACCGCAUUGGGAGUUCAAAGUGCUUUUAAGUACGUUACUUUUGGAUCACAACUUAAUGAAUUUAUGGUUUAUGGCACUAACCCGUGCUUAGGAACACAUUAGAGCGAAAAGACACAACAACGAAUCUUCGUAUAACAAUAGUAGUUACACAUAAAUGCGAAUUUUUGUUUUACAAAUCAUUAAGCCUCACGGCUUGCAUGGGCUGUGCUUUAGCGCUCGGCGCGAUAUAUAUAUCGCGGGUUGCGACUAGUAGACGCAGCAAAUGCUUUCUGUGUAGAUAAACCCUAUACGGGUAUUGGGCGAAACCUUAUACUUGUCGCACCGCGCGCGAUAGUUUAGUUGUGCAGACCCCGCAGUUAGGAAAGGCACGGAUAUUGAUCGUUGCAAGUAAAACAGUCGAAUUUGGGUCUUUGUUAUGAAGUGACGCACGGGAAGCGACGCGAUUGGUCUGUUAUAUGAUGUUUCUUACACGCGAUUGGUCUGUCAGAUUUUUUACUAUUUUGUCGCGUUUUUUUCCCACUUUUCGCCCAUCGUUCAAUACACGUGCCUGAGUAUUAUAUAUUAGUAAUAUUUAUAUUCGGGGAAUUUGGCUUGCCAUCAACGCGAGGAAAGGUGAGCAAUCUGCGUGAGAGAUUUUUGCCUGCUUAUUGUUAAGGAUGAGAGUCAGACUGAUCGCCAUCAUGAGUCCGUAAAACUAGAUUGUGUUUUAAUGAAAUGCUCCCUCAAUCAGCGCUUAUCGCUAUCGACCCACUAGAGUCGAUUAAUUCUUUCAAAUAUUUUUCCUCUCGGACGACGCCCUGAGCCGAGGUUCGCGCCCAACUGGGCACCCUCAGGCCUGUUGUCUUAAACGUUGUACCGGGUGAGAGCCUUCAGCGCUCCCCAUUUGUCCGGCCAAGUAGUUAAUC
Molecule: messenger RNA, 4186 nt
Organism: Pectinophora gossypiella (pink bollworm)
Lineage: Eukaryota; Metazoa; Arthropoda; Insecta; Lepidoptera; Gelechiidae
Gene: Sxl
Product: sex-lethal homolog
Exons: 9
Coding region: 576-1577 (333 amino acids)
Cellular component (GO): ribonucleoprotein complex
Molecular function (GO): RNA binding
Source: RefSeq, a predicted model, not a curated record